GGAAAAUAUGGAUUUUUCGUGCAGUCAAUGCUUGCAUUUCCCCAGAAAUCAAAAACUACCAACACGUUUGAUCUUGGCACUGAACCAACUCCAGUUCAUGCCCCAAUGAUCCCACCUAAUAAAGAGAAGCAGGCUGUGAAAUUUGCCCAACUGUGGAACAAAAUUAUUAGUAGUUUUAGAGAGGAAGAUUUAAUAAGUAACAGGGAAAUGGACUUGUUGCUAGUUCCAUAUUGUGCUGAUCGUGAUUUGGACCUUAUCCAAUGGUCUCCUUUCCUGCUUGCCAGCAAGGGUCAUAAAUGAUAUAUUUUCUGAAGUUGAGAAACAUAUAGCCAAUGACACCCUAAUAAGUGAAUUAAAGAUGAGCGGUCUCCGUAGCCUCUAUGACCAUUUUGUUAAGCUGGUUAAAUAUUUGGUUCCUAUCUGAAAUGUUUCAUAUUUCAUUACUGCCACAAACGAGCUUGGUUGUGUAAUCUAUAAAAGCCAAAUCUUUGUUUAAUCAUUUCAGUUGGACAAUAAACCUGAAGAAAGGGAUCGGGUCAUCAUUCUAUUUCAAGACAUGCUGGAGGUUGUGACUAGAGACAUAAUGGAGGAACAGUUUUCCAGGGGAAGCAUUUUCAAUUUGAUUCUUUCAUAAAAUGCUAAUUUAUUAGUUGAUGUUUUAAUGUUGUUCUACAUUUUUCUUGGGCAGCCUUUUGGAUUCAAGCCAUGGUGGUGGUCCUUAUGGAAGGUAUGAAGGGAUGACACCUCUUGAUCAACAAUAUUAGUUAUUUGCAUCCUCUGGAGCAAUCAAAUUUCCACACCUGAAUCAGAAGCCUGGAAAGAGAAGGUAAGCAAGCUGAUAUAAUGAGAAGUUCUGGUCUUCUAAUAGUGGCUUGCUGAUUAUUUUCCUUGUUCCAGAUCAGAAGGCUAUAUCUGUUGCUCACUGUGAAGGAAUCUGCAAUGGAUGUACCAUCCAACCUAGAAGCCUGAAGGCGAAUUUCUUUCUUCUCAAAUUCUUUGUUCGUGGUUAUGCCACCAGCACCUAAAGUUCAGGUGCGACUUUGAUAGGAACUCAGUUAUUAUUCUGCUUUGGUGAAGGCUGCUAUAUCAAAGGCUGUGAAUCCUGCUGAGCUCAUCAAUCCCGUCGAGCCAGUCCAAAAUCUUGACCAGGUGAUGCCUUAACAUGUGAUUGUGAUUAGAUGAAAACUUGAAAUUUGAGUUCAAUAGAGUUAAGCAUGAAAUUCAAUGAUCUUUUAUCAUGUAGUAGGCGCUUAUUUGAGAAAGAAGGUAGAUACCAGAGAUCUCUAAGUAAA
This is a messenger RNA of Magnolia sinica, 1292 nucleotides long. Its product is annotated as callose synthase 3-like. The record is from RefSeq and is a predicted model, not a curated record. Bases 28 to 300 code for a protein of 90 amino acids. NCBI's taxonomy places the organism in Eukaryota, Viridiplantae, Streptophyta, Magnoliopsida, Magnoliales, Magnoliaceae. Gene Ontology annotation, molecular function: glucosyltransferase activity. Gene Ontology annotation, cellular component: plasma membrane. The transcript is spliced from 5 exons.